UGCAAGCCAGCCUACUUGCCCGGGGAAGCUCCGCUUCCCGGUAGCAUCAGUACAUGCAUUCGGAUACGGGCAGGAUUCCGCAAAACUUCACUCGCCAUAUGCAUGGCCCACGUUGCCGCGCUUGGUCGCAAGCACGGCAGAUGUCAUGCACACACGGAGAUGGCUCCCUCUCCAGCCAGAUCGUGUCAGCAAUGCGUCUGUAGCGACGAUGAACGACCCUCUCCCUAGCGCCCGCGGCAUCCAUCAUCCUUGAGGAUCCACAAAACCUACCACACAGAGACUCCUUGUUGUCAUCAACCGCCUUGAGUGUGAGGCAGAACGGCGAUUGCUUCUGUCGUGUUACCUGGUCGGCAUCAUGGUCACCGAUGUGUCAGGCGCACUGCUGAAUACAGUCCCACCCUUGUACCUAGGCCUGCUCCUCAUUGCGGCUUAUCUGGUAAUUGCUCGCCUCCGCCAGUAUUAUCGCCUCAGCCACUUCAAGGGCCCGGCAACCACCGGCAUUUCAUGGUGGUGGCAUUCGAAGGCUGUAUUGAGUGGUCAGGCGCAGCGCUAUUAUGGUGACGUGACGGAGAAAUAUGGCCCAAUCGCAAGAGUGUCGCCUGAGCACUUGAUAACAAGUGACCCUGAGCUAUGGGCGCACAUCAAUGGCGUUCGGUCGCCAUACCGCAGGGCGCCAUGGUACUACCACGCAGCACGUUUCGAGCCUGGAAAGGACAAUGUCUUCACCGAGUGCGAUAAUGAACGCCAUGAUGCCAGAAGGAAGAAGAUGUUUGCUGGUUACUCUGGAAAAGAGAACCCAACCCUAGAACCCUCUAUCGACAGCCAUGUGCAAGAGCUGAUUCAACUCGUCCGGACUUACGCUGAUCAGACAGCAUCAUCAAAACCAAUUAAAUCAAUGGACCUUGCCAAAAAGAUCCCAUUCUUCACUCUGGAUGUCAUCAGUCACAUUGGUCUCGGCUCCGCAUUUGGAAACCUCGUCUCGAACAAGGACGUGAACGACUACCUCAAGUCCACCGAGGAGGGCCUCAAAAUUGGCAACACAGCCUUUGGUAUGGGUCUAGGCUGGAUGCGAGAAAACCCCCUCAUCGGCCCAGCAAUCAGCCCCUCGGAGAAGGACGCCAGUGGAUACGGCCGCAUGAUGCACGAAGCGCGCAAGCUCGUCGAUGCUCGCAGACUGUCGUCCACCGAGGGCAAGUCCGACAUGCUGGCAUCCUUCAUCCGCAACGGCGUCGCAGGUGACGACCUCUUCCAGGAGGCCUUCGAGCAGAUCCUCGCGGGCUCCGACACCACCGCCGCCGCUAUCCGCAUCAUCCUGCUCUACAUCAUGACGCAUCCCCGCGUCUACGCAAAACUGCAGGCCGAGAUCGACGAAGCCGUGAAAUCAGACGCUGCCCCGCCGUCUCCAGGCGUCAUUUCAGACACCGAAGCGCGUAAGCUGCCCUACCUGGGCGCCGUGGUGCGGGAAGGCAUGCGCGUGCACCCACCCGUCGUCAACCUGUUUUCCCGCGUCGCUCCCGACGCAGGCGACGUCGUCACGGUGCAAGGCAAGGAGUACUUCAUCCCGGGCGGCACCAUGGUCGGCUACUGUGCGUGGUCGAUGCACCGCAACAACACCUCCUUGUACGGCGCCGACGCCGCCAUCUUCCGGCCGGAGCGGUGGCUCGUGGACGAGUCUAGCGCUGCUGAGCAGGCCCAGCUGAAGGAGAUGGUCAGGACGAACGACAUGAUCUUCGGGCACGGCAGGUGGGUGUGCUUGGGCAGGAAUAUCGCGUUGCUCGAGGUGCACAAGUGCGUGUUCGAGCUGCUGAGGCACUUUGAUCUUGCGCUGAGUAACCCCGCGGAGCCGUGGAAGACGCAUAAUAGUCUCGGGCUGUGGGAGAUUAAGGAUAUGUGGGUUGAUGUUACGGCGCGAGCGUGAUGAUGCCACUCGCAGGUAGAAACGGUAGAUUGGCGACGCGAGAUAAUUAAUGCAAGUUUGAAAGUGC
This is a messenger RNA of Boeremia exigua, 1985 nucleotides long. Its product is annotated as pisatin demethylase. Bases 356 to 1918 code for a protein of 520 amino acids. NCBI's taxonomy places the organism in Eukaryota, Fungi, Ascomycota, Dothideomycetes, Pleosporales, Didymellaceae. Gene Ontology annotation, molecular function: iron ion binding; oxidoreductase activity, acting on paired donors, with incorporation or reduction of molecular oxygen; heme binding. The transcript has 3 exons. The record is from RefSeq and is a predicted model, not a curated record.